AUGAACACAAGCUACUUACGGCAGUUACGGACCUCUGGAGCACUUAAAGCUGUACUUAAUGAUCGAGCGAGCAGUCGUCAAUGUAAAAAACUUGUCAUAGAUUAUUCUAGUCCAAAUAUUGCAAAGCAGUUUCAUAUAGGAAAUCUUCGUUCAACAUUAAUUGGUAGAUACAUUGAUAAGUUCAUCGGAGCUAUUGGUAAUGAUGUGACCACAGUGAAUUAUCUCGGUGACUGGGGGACACAGUUUGCGAUGAUUGCUACAUAUUGGCCGCAGGUGCGGCCUUCUGAUUCCUUCUGGAACUCAUGUAGUGAUGUUGACAAGAUUCGUGCCUUGACAGACUGCUACGUUGUAGCAAACAAAAAAGGAAAAGUGGACGAGAAUUUCCGGGAAAAUGUUCGUGAAACGUAUGCAGAAAUGGAGAAAUGUAUAAUGGCUGAAGACUUGUCUUCUCCAACAAUGCAGCUGUGGCGAGAUAUUCGAGAGCUUUCCGAACGACAUCUGAACCAGUUCUAUUCCAUGUUAAAUAUUCAUUUUGAUCGGUGGCAGUAUGAAUCUUCUUAUGUGAAAGCCGCUCGUCGUUUGGUAGCUGAUAUGGUAAAGGACAAGGUAGCUCGUCCAACUGCAAAUGGGUUGUGGGUUGUCGAUCUCCCUCACAAUGAACUCGAGGAUUAUGCGAUUUUGAGGAAGAGCGACUCUUCUACGAUAUAUUUAUCUAGG
Cooperia oncophora is the source of this 717-nucleotide messenger RNA. NCBI's taxonomy places the organism in Eukaryota, Metazoa, Nematoda, Chromadorea, Rhabditida, Trichostrongylidae. The record is from the annotation of a GenBank genome assembly.